Molecule: messenger RNA, 474 nt
Organism: Lolium rigidum
Lineage: Eukaryota; Viridiplantae; Streptophyta; Magnoliopsida; Poales; Poaceae
Product: vacuolar protein sorting-associated protein 25-like
Exons: 6
Coding region: 1-474 (157 amino acids)
Biological process (GO): protein transport to vacuole involved in ubiquitin-dependent protein catabolic process via the multivesicular body sorting pathway
Cellular component (GO): ESCRT II complex
Molecular function (GO): structural molecule activity; protein homodimerization activity
Source: RefSeq, a predicted model, not a curated record
AUGGAGCGAUUGGACGAUUUUGAGCUGCCGGACUUCUUCAAGGAUCCGUCGUACUUCACUUUGCAGCCUGUGGGAGCUGCCCGCCAAGAGCAAAUUCGUGCAUGGAAACAGCUGAUCCUUGACUACUGCAGGAGUAGAAGGAUAUACAGAGUCCCAGUGGAUGCAGAAUUCCCAUUGUUCUCAAACCCAGCAAUUGAAAGAUCGCUAAGCCCUGAAGCAACGGAAGUUUUUCUUUCAGCCCUUGUUAUGGAAGGGCGUGCAGAGUGGACGGAUGUAAAUCACACCGAAUGCCUUGUUCUCUGGAGAAGUAUACAUGAUUGGGCCAACUACAUAUCGAACUUUCUAAAUGAGCGUGGAUUAGAAAGCUGGGUUUGCACUGUUGAAGAGGUGCGCUCUGGUGACGAAACACGAGAAUCUGCGACCGCGGCAAGAAUAAUUGGGCAAUUAGAGACAUCAAUAGCAACCACUCUCUGA